AUGUUCACUGUGCAUGUUGUGCUCUGUGUCAGGUCUACACUGUCAUGUUCACUGUGGAUGUUGUGCUCUGUGUCAGGUGUUGAUCUGAUCACAGCCUGUGACAUCCGACUGUGCACCCAGGACACCUGGUUCCAGGUGAAGGAAGUUGAUAUCGGACUUGCAGCAGAUGUUGGAACUCUGCAGAGACUUCCUAAAGUCAUCGGCAGCCGCAGCCUAGUGAACGAGUUGGCUCUGACCGCCAGGAAGAUGUACGCCGAUGAAGCCAAAAGCAGCGGAUUGGUCAGCCGAGUGUUUGCCGAUAAGGAGGCCAUGUUGGCCGGAGCGCUGGAGAUGGCCGGGGAGAUCGCCGCCCGCAGUCCCGUAGCUGUGCAGGGCACCAAAAUAAACCUGGUCUACUCCCGAGACCACAGUGUGGCAGAGGGACUGGACUACAUGGCCACCUGGAACAUGAGCAUGCUCCAGACUCAAGAUGUGAUGAAGUCAGCUCAGGCCGCCAUGGAGAAGAAGAGUCCCAAGACCAUCGCUUUCUCCAAACUCUAAACCUCGCUGACGCAAAGUUCAGAUACACACAGACAGAAGCUGCCAUUGUGGCCUUUCUGUGUAUGAAAGGGAAACCGCAUCGAUGCUAUUUGGCAACCUGGGGCCACUUGAGUGGGAUGCAAGUGAGAUUUAAAAGCUGGACGAUUGGGAUUGGUUUCCAAAACAAAUGUAUUAUUGUUUGGGUGGAAAAGCCUUUAAAACGGCAUUUUGAUAAGUCAUCCGUGUGUAAAAUCUGAAUCACAAGUAAGUUCAUGUUGAAGUUAAACUGUAAUAUAACGAGGAUUUUCUGAGCUUUUCGUUGUAAAAGUAAAAAAAAAAAAAAAAAAAGCUGGUUUUGUAAAUCUGUAAAUCGACUUCAUGAAUGUUUAAUCUUAAAAAAAAAAACUCAUUUGAAAGUUGGUGUUGACGGAUUUUGAAAUAUCCAUGUUGACCUGUUUAUUUUCUAAAAUGAUUUAACAACAGGCGGAUUAAAAUAACUUAAAAUGCUUUAUUGAUAAAAACUUAAAUUAUACAAAUAAACUUAAAUUCACAACAGCGUCUGCUUGGCACGAAGUUUCUGUAACGUUUUCUGUGAAGAGAUGGUAGAAAAACUUAUUUAAUUCAGAAUUCAUGCAACUUAAACAACAACUUGGUGCUCACAGUUCUGUAAUAAUCUCUU
Etheostoma spectabile (orangethroat darter) is the source of this 1198-nucleotide messenger RNA. Its product is annotated as delta(3,5)-Delta(2,4)-dienoyl-CoA isomerase, mitochondrial-like. Gene Ontology annotation, cellular component: mitochondrion. Gene Ontology annotation, molecular function: delta(3,5)-delta(2,4)-dienoyl-CoA isomerase activity. The record is from RefSeq and is a predicted model, not a curated record. The transcript is spliced from 6 exons. Bases 1 to 540 code for a protein of 179 amino acids. NCBI's taxonomy places the organism in Eukaryota, Metazoa, Chordata, Actinopteri, Perciformes, Percidae.